AUGCAGAACUUGACGGAACACAGGUCUGCACAGCAAGACCUUGCUAAUAGAGAUAACUCAGUAAAGAGAAAUACCGUAAAAUCGUUCUUGAGAGGCUCUGGCGACUUCUCCCGCAAGAAGGGAAAAAGAAAUGACAAAAGCACAGAUAUCAUGUGGAUGUGGGACGUUCUUGACAAUAUUGUCAAAAUUCAAGAAGAAGAACGCCUCAAGCUCGACAACUUGGAACUUAAGUUAGACCGUAUCAUAAAAAAACUUUUUCCAGAAGAAAUAAAAUUGAAGCGACCACACGGAAUCCCAGCAUUUCCUCUACGUACAGAAGAGGAGUGGGAAAAACUGGAAGAAAUUCUCGCAGAUGACGAUGCAUUUACAUACGUGGUAGAUGUCUUUUUGCGGCAAAAAUGAAAAACAAAGAUUCAGAAGUUGCUGCUCUGCAGUCUGUACUCCCGAAAGUGAUCACGAAUUCCU
This is a messenger RNA of Temnothorax curvispinosus, 465 nucleotides long. RefSeq lists its product as uncharacterized. The transcript is spliced from 4 exons. The record is from RefSeq and is a predicted model, not a curated record. NCBI's taxonomy places the organism in Eukaryota, Metazoa, Arthropoda, Insecta, Hymenoptera, Formicidae. The coding region runs from base 1 to 402 and encodes 133 amino acids.